Messenger RNA from Papilio polytes (common Mormon), 7008 nucleotides. Its product is annotated as centrosomal protein of 290 kDa-like. The transcript is spliced from 32 exons. The coding region runs from base 628 to 6981 and encodes 2117 amino acids. The record is from RefSeq and is a predicted model, not a curated record. Lineage: Eukaryota; Metazoa; Arthropoda; Insecta; Lepidoptera; Papilionidae.
AUAUUUUAAAUUCGAUUUCAUUUUCAAAAUUUCAUGAAAUUCUUACACAUGUUUUAUAUGUUUCCCCUUGGGUGUUACGGAAUUUCUUGAAUUAACAAAUGGUAACACAUUCCAGUUACAACGGACACACGAUGAUUUACAUUUUCAAAUGUAAUUACUGGACCGCAGCAGGCUUCUUCUCCACUAUAAAAUAAUGUCCCACGUUCAAAAUAACCUCUCUUACACUACUUUGAACUUUUCAUCAUGUUUUAUUUAAUUGAAUAACAUUAAAAUAGUACACAGAAGUUCAAGUAGAACUGACAAAUUAUGUUAAAAUAUGUCACUAUUACCCUGACAUUAAAUUGACAAUGUUAGUUUACAAAAUUUCCGGAUGCCAAAAGACCCAUGUGGAUCUAUAAACAUAACUAUUAAAUAGUAACUUUUACAUUUUGUUAUAAAUCAAAUGCAUAAUUUGAAUUAAAAACAAAGUUAUUAUUUCUAAUGUUUAAUUUAAAAUUCCAAUUUUAUAUACUGACAACACUGUUAUUUUUCUGUUGCUUAGCAACGCCAUAAAUACAAACACAAACAUUUCGAAGUUAUUGCGUUAUAGAAAUCAAUACAGUCAUCGAAAAGGCGAUAAGUAAAACCAUGGUGGAGACUGAUUGGAGGCAGAUAUUAAGUUUCUCUCAGAAGGAACUGCUUCAGGCAGACAAGGAGGAACUAUGCGAAAGCCUGUCAUGGAUGGAAGUCGACGAUAUUGAGUUAAACUUUUCCGACUUAAAAACUCUCUUCAGAUUGGCCCAGGAUAUUCUUAAAUAUAAAAGUGAACAGGUUAAAAAUGUCCGAGGAGAGCUAACUAGUAUUAAUAGGAAAAAGAGCAAAAAGAAUUUACGUAACGAUACAGGUGCAAGUACCGACAAUACAUUGGAAACCAUUUCACACCAAGAAGAAGUGAUUAAAGCAAACAAAGAUAUUCUGGAACAAUUGUACGCGGAUAUAGCUGAACUAGAAAAACGUAAAACUAAAUACAAAGACCAAUCCAUGGAUAUUGACAAAGAUAGUGAAUCAAGUCCGGACGUCUUAUCUGAAAUAGAUGCUAAAGCACAACUUCAAAAUGAAAUCGUGCAGAAAAACAAACAUAUUAGAAAGCUACUUGGAUAUGUUAAGGUAUUGGAAGAAGAAAAUACUAAAUUUAAAGAAAAAAUUACAAUACUUAAGGAUAAACUGAAAGAAGCGACAAAAAUAAUAGAAGAUUUGACGGAACAGUUGCUAGCUUCAAGUAAUGAGUACAAUCGUAUAAAAGAAACUAUUGGAUCUUUGGAACUAACGAAAUCGAAUUUGUUAGACGAAAUAAGUACACUAAGACAAGAAAUUCUUUCUAAGGGCAUUAAAACAGAAAAUGUCCACGAAGAUGCUAAAACAAAAAUUCAACACUUGAAGAAUUUACUUAAAAAUCAACGAUUAGAUAUAGAAAAAUUCUCAACAGAAAAUAAAAAGCUAAAAGAAGAGUUAAACACCAGAUCAGCACCUAAACUUGCGGAAGAAAAACAAGAAAGCCGUAAGGAAGAAUUACGAAUAAAAGAAUUAGGAGAUAAACUUGCAGAAGCUUCUAAGGAAAUAUUACGUUCGGUUAAAAUAAUAGAUGUUUUAAAAACUGAAAAUAAGCAACUGAAAUCAUUACUUGAAGAGACCCAGAAUAUUGAUUUAGAUGUUAAAAAUGAAAGUGACGAUGGAAAAGAACGUAAAAUGAUAAACGAGUUGAAGAAAAAAUUAAAAAAACUAAUUGCGAAUCUACAAAGUACAGAACAAAUGUUACUUAUGAGAGAAAAAGAGGUAUUAGAAUUAUCUUCUGAACUCAGCCUCUUGCAAUCCGAUGAUGGGAUAAAUACUUUGAUGAAAGCAUUUAAAAGUAAAAAGCAACAACUUGAGGUAAAAGAUGAAGGUAUUAAGUCUUUGGUAAAAGAUAUCAAUAAUCUCACUCAAGUUGUGAACGAUUUGCAGGUUGAAAAUGAAACGAUGAGGAGACGAUUUAAUUUAAGUAAAGAUGAAAAAAUCUCAACUGAAGGCAUUUUACUUGAAUAUCACAACUUAAAAGAAGCAAAUAAAACAUUAAGUAAAGAAAAUCAAGCAAUCGAGAAUGAACUGGUAACGCUAGCAAUGAAAAUUCGAGAACAGAACGAAAUAAUAUCUAAAUAUGAAAGAUUGAUCAUAACUAAGGAGCAGAGUAUUUCAAACAAUAAUAGUAACACAAAGAGAAAGAACAAUGAAAAAUUACAAAGCGUUGAAGGAGAAAUAUUAGUGGAAGGAAAAAACGGAGAUGUAAAAGAAAACGGAAAUGAAGAUAUCAACGUUCAAAUCCUUAUUGAAGAAAAUGAAGGUCUACGUAAAGGACUUCAAGAAAUAUUCAACUUUUUAAAAGACAAUUGUGAGAGUUCAACAGGAGUUUUAGCUUUCGAAUGCCCCAGUUUAGAAGCUGUUUUAUGUGCCUUAGAAGCCCGACAUGCUGCUGGUUGGUUUGCUCCUCACAUCGCAACCACUUUGCAACUAAAAGCUGCCUUAGGUGGCAAAGAUGCCCUAUUAACAGCUCUGCAACAAUCAAGAAAAGAAGUAUUUACUUUAAUGACCCAGUUAUCAAAAGAAUCUCAAAAGUGUGCCGAAAUGGAAUCUAAAGUGAAUGAAUUAGAAAGCAAAAUGAAGACGAGACCAGAAGUAAAAAGAGAUGAUUAUAAUAACAAUUUUGGUAUUUCAAAUGCAUACAUUUUUGAUGCCGAAAAUAAUGAAAUCGAUUUGCAAAAUAAUGCAGCAUUAGAAAAAGUAAGCUUAAAUCGAAAUUCUUUAUACGAUCAGGAGGUUAAAAAUGCUCUCAUAUAUUUCCGAAGCAAAUAUGAAAUGUUAUUUGAUAAAAUGACAGAAAUUGCAAUAAGCACAUCAGACGAAAAAAGCAAAUGGUUAAUUCAAGAAGAAAAUUACAAAGCCCAAAUUGAAAACUUAAAAAUGUCAAACAUUACACACGGAGAUGAAGAUAACAGUGAUAUUUCGGCUGGAUUAGUUAGUAGCCCUAAUAUAUCGUUUUUAGAAAGAAAAUGUAUUUAUCUAGAAGAAAUAUAUAAGAAUAUUAGAACAUCUUACGAAAAUAUCAACAAUGAGAUUCUAGAAAAUAAAAAGGAGAAAUUAAAAUCUACUUUAAAAUUUGAAACGCAAAUACAAAACUUAAUGAUAAUAAUCGUAAAUCUUACCGAAAAAAUACGGUGCUCUAUGCCAGAGGAUUUAUUUUGGAAACAAAAUAAGAUGCUUAAUGAAAUCAUAACAAAAUAUCGACGACAACUAAACUCGGAUUUAAUGAAUAACGAAUCAAAUAAAAGCAAGAACUCGAAGAACGAUCAAAUAAAUGCCAAAGAGACAGCUACGAAGAUAUCUCAAAAUUCAAACAAUAUUAAAAACCAAGGCAAAAAUAAUGAUUCUAAAGCAGAAAUGACAGCUCCUCAAAACCUUGAUCAAGAUGGUGGUCCGGAGUUAGAAACAAAAAACAAACUAAUAGAAUUACUCUCUAACAAGAAUACAGAAUUACAAGAGUUACAAGCUAAUAUUAUUGAUAAUACUUUAGCAUCAGAAACAAAGGAGGAAAUAAGUUGUUUAAAAAAAACCUUACACCAAUUAAAUGAAGAAAACAAACAGCUGAAAGACAAAUUUCUUGAAAUCCAAACGCAGUACGAUGUCGUCAUGUCUCAGUUACAACAUAAUGGAUACAGUCGAUUAAACUACGAAACAGAAAUAAACUUGUUAAGACAUCAAAUACUAGAUCUACAGUCGGUCGGAGAUAACAAAGCGGUUAUUGCACGGUUAAGUAAUGAAUUAUUGGUAGCCCAUCUACAAGCUAGUGAAAGACAUCAAAAAGCGGAAAGUCUCAAACAGUAUCUAAAUAGAGAAAAAGAAAUGCGAGAAAAUGCAGAUGAAGCAUUAUUAGCUCAACAAAAGAUAUUAGAAAUGCUAACAAUUAAGCAUGAAAAUAAAUUCAGAUAUAUGCAUGAAGUUCUACAAACUCUAAGACUGGAAUAUCAAGGAGCUUUACCUUUAACUUCUGCUGAAAAUUAUCUUAACGGUUUAAAAGAUCUCUCGGAUAAAACUAACGUUAUUGAUGAAAAAAUUACUGAAAUCGAAGACAUACGAUUCAGUUUAAUGACUAAACAUACGGUUUAUGAUCAAAUAUUAAAUUUAACAAGCGGAAAUUGUUCUGAAGAUAUCAAGAAUUGCCCACAUAAAUUACAAUUAACAGUAUCGCUCAACACUCAAGCGAGAGAAUUAGAACAUUGCAAAAAUAAAAUUCAGGCUUUGGAAAAAGCAAACAAAACCUUAUUAGAACGAUGCAAUGCUCUUGAUAAAACUCUCGUUACCGUAAGCCACGGAUUGACGGAUACUUACAGUGAAGUAAAUAUCCCGAAAGAGAAAAAUAUCAAUAUUAUUAAGGACAUUGACAUUGAAUCUGAAGACUCGCAGUCUGAUUCGGAUAUUGGAUCGAGUACCAAAGAAAGUGGAACGUUUACCCUUCCAAAACCACGAACAACCCAAUUGACACAUCAAAUAAAUUUCAAUUCCAAUGAAAAGAAAUCUGUAGCCACUUUAACAAAUUUUCCUGAGAUAAAAUUUAUAAAUUCAGAACGUACAAAUGUGGCUAUACAAACGAACCUUGCAAAUAUACAAAGAAUUAAUAAACUAAUUCAAACAGAAAACGAUAGUAUGCCAAGUGAAUUAAAACAACAUAUACAUAAACUUGAAAUGGCAAAUAACGAAACAAGAAAGAAACUAUCCGAUUGUUUAUCAAAAUCAGAGAAACGUGAAAAAACAAUUGUAUCAGUUAACGAAGAAAAUAAAGCCUUAAAUAUUAAAAUACAAAAUCUUGAAGAGACAAAUACAAAACUAACUUCACUUAAUGAGCAACUUCAAAAAUCUGCUGAAUUGUUAAGAAGAGAAAUUGAAGAUUAUAAAAAAUCACAUGUAGAACAGUGCAACAAAAUUAGAAAAGCGGCAAAGGAAGAAACGCAAUCGCUUUUAGAAAGUGUUCAGAGUAUAGAAAAGGAAAAGAAUAACAUUAUGUCCGAAUAUAAACAACUAUUAGAUAGGGAAAGAAAUGACAACUAUGAAAAUGUUAAAACAUUAAAAUCAAAAAUUGUAGCUUUGCAGACUGAAAUAGACAGAAAAGCGAGUACUGUGGGUGGAUGCAUUGAUGAUGUUGCUAAACAAAAUAUUGCAAAAUACACAUUAAAAAAUGCAGAUCUAGAAAACAAGUGUUUUAAAUUAGAAAAUAGUCUAGAAGAUUGUAAAAGAGAAGUUGUUAGUUAUCAAAGUGAGCUCCAGCGUUGGAAGAAUUUAGCAGCAGAAAGACUUGAAAAAAUGGAACAAAUGGGUCUACAGUUAAAGGAACGACAUAAUCAUGAGGUUGAAUCAUACAAAGCCGAAAACCAGCAUUGGUUGAUGCAAUUAAAUGAAACUCAGCGCGAGCACAUAGAAUUGCGCACACAACUUUCGGAACAGAAAGCGUUACACGUUAAACAAUUAGCGGAAAAAGAUUCUCAAAUUGAACAACUUCGAUCAGUCGUACAUAACUUGAAGACUCAAAUAAUGAAUAUGCAAACAAUGAUAUCCGUACAAGAUCCAAGCUUCGAUCUUUCGGCUAUCGUAGAGGUUGAAGAAGCGAGCGACAUUUCACAACAAGGCUCUGACAGACUGGAAAUAAAGUUCGAUUCCACCAUCGAUUUUCACGACAUGCAAGAUGAUUUUACUAAAAUGUCGACGUCCACCAUGAUUUGGCAAGAGCCAGUUAUAGAGCGUUUGAGAAGAGAGAAACAACUGCUCGCUAAACAAAACGGUGUAUUGCGUCGGCAGAUCAAAGCUAUCGCAGCAAGGGAGAGAAGAUCUCGAUUAGACGCCCAAAAUCUCAAGAACCAAGUAUUUAGAAUAAGCACAUCGGGAAGCAAAGCGGUGUGCGCGGAGUCAACGGCGCUGCACAACAAGAUAGCAACGCUCCAGGCGCAGCUAACUAGCGCGCGACGAGACAACAACUCCUCUGUCGCACUCUGGGACAAAUGGAAGAGAGCUCAACAAGCGUCGGAACGAUGGCAAGCACGAUACGAAGAGAAAUGUCAAGAAGUUAAUAAAAUAGAAGCCGGAUUGAACAUGGCGCGGUCUGCUGUUGCAAGACUGGAGAAGGAAAAACGCUUGCUCUUGUCCAGAUUAUCUGAACCUAAAAAUGACAAGCUGUCUGCGAGAGAGAAACAAGAUGGAGAAGCUUCUGAGAAGCGUAUGUCUCGAAGCGAAUAUGAUCCCAACGAGAUGCAGACAGUGCCGGUUUCGACGCGAGCGUUGCUUGAACGGAUAGAAGCUCAACAGAGACGCAUCGUGGCACUAGAAGUCGCUGAAAAAGGUAACGAGCCGCUAGUUUCCGAAUACGAAAAAGCUCUUGCAGAAAUAACUUCACUGAAGGGUCAAGUAUUGAAACUGGAGUCGACCUUACUUGAAACACAAAUACGAUCUCCCUACACACAAGAAGUUAAACCAGAACUGGAAUAUUGGAAGAGCUAUUGCAACAUGCUGAAGGAAGAGAACAGUCAGUUGACACUGCGCGUUAGUUCUCUAGAAAGCGCGCCCGCCACCGCGCAUCAGCACCGCGUCAACGACCUCGAGCAGACCGUGCUCACGCUUAGAGGUUUGGUGAGCAAACUGCAAGCGGAACAAAAAUCGUCACCAACGAACAUAAAGCGAGUAGAUUCUCGACCAACUAGCGGCCGCAACGGAUCCGAUAAGACUCGAAGUCAGCUAGAGUCGUGUAAAACUGAGAUAGCAAAUUUGAAGAAAAGUAUACAAGAGAAAGAUUCUCUACUUGAACGCUCUAAAGACAUGCUGAGGAUCGCCGCUGAAAGAGAAGAUGAGUUACUAAACGAGAAUGCAUUUCUACGUCGACAAUUAGAAGAGUUGACGGAUUAUAAAAGAGAUUCGGUAUCGGACUAAUGAAUCUUGAUUUACGACAUAAGCGUG